This is a messenger RNA of Cannabis sativa, 1587 nucleotides long. RefSeq names its product mitochondrial carnitine/acylcarnitine carrier-like protein. Gene Ontology annotation, biological process: mitochondrial L-ornithine transmembrane transport. NCBI's taxonomy places the organism in Eukaryota, Viridiplantae, Streptophyta, Magnoliopsida, Rosales, Cannabaceae. The transcript is spliced from 4 exons. The record is from RefSeq and is a predicted model, not a curated record. Bases 539 to 1432 code for a protein of 297 amino acids. Gene Ontology annotation, molecular function: L-ornithine transmembrane transporter activity.
CAACAAUAAUAAUAAUAAUAUUUAUAAAUUUCUUAAUAUCUAUAAAUACUAGGAAACCACCAUCUUCCAAAGUUGGAAGUAUAUACAAUUCACAGAAAGAAGAGUGGCUGAGAUUGAGUUUUCCAAUCAUUGUGUCUUCUUCAUCUACACUCACUCAUAUAACAGCCACCCACAUCUCUCUCUGUGUCUUUUACUACGUAUAAACUCACCAAUCCACCAUAUCUCUUUGCUUGGUCACUAAUUUUCCUUCUACCCAAACACUCUCUUCCCAAUUCUAUUCUUUCAUUUUUAUUGAAUAUUCAAUUACCCUUUUUGUUUGUUUCUCUCAGAUUCCCUUUCUUUCCCAAGGAAAAAAUAAAUUAUAUAAUUUAUAAAAAAAAUAAAUAAUAAAAACACCAUUAUUAACACUCACCAAACACCUUUCUUUUCAUUCUCGCAUUGCAAAGUCCAUCGCUUUCUGAUUUCGUUUUCUGAUCGAGGAGGGCUUUCUUCGGUUUCAAUUCUUGUAUUUUUGGAUCCCUUGCACGUACUUUCAUCGAUGGGGGACGUGUUGAAGGAUCUAACUGCCGGUACUGUUGGAGGGGCAGCUCAGUUGAUAGUAGGGCACCCUUUCGAUACAAUCAAGGUUAAACUGCAGAGUCAGCCUGUUCCACUCCCUGGACAGCCUCCCAAGUAUGCUGGUGCAAUGGAUGCCGUGAGGCAAACAAUAGCUGCUGAAGGCCCAAGGGGUGUGUACAAAGGUAUGGGAGCUCCACUUGCUACCGUCGCAGUGUUCAAUGCUGUCCUUUUCUCCGUAAGAGGCAAACUGGAGACAAUGUUAAGGUCCGAACCUGGUGUCCCACUUACAGUCAACCAGCAAAUCAUUUGUGGAGGAGGGGCUGGAGUUGCUGUAUCGAUUUUAGCUUGUCCUACUGAAUUGAUCAAAUGCAGGUUGCAAGCCCAAAGUGCAUUGGCAGGUGCUUCAUCAGCGGGUGUAGCAGUAAAAUAUGGAGGGCCAAUGGAUGUGGCCAGACAAGUUCUCAGAUCAGAAGGGGGAGUACGAGGCCUCUUCAAAGGCUUCAUUCCCACCCUGGCUAGAGAAGUUCCGGGAAAUGCUCUAAUGUUUGGUGUUUAUGAAGCACUGAAGCAAUACUUUGCAGGGGGUAGAGACACUUCCGGGCUGGGAAGAGGCUCUUUGAUUGUGGCUGGAGGCUUGGCUGGAGGGUCCUUCUGGUUCUCGGUCUACCCAACCGAUGUUGUCAAGAGCGCUCUUCAGGUAGAUGAUUACAAGAAUCCCAAGUUCUCUGGUUCAAUGGAUGCCUUUAAAAAGAUUGUUGCUUCUGAGGGAGUCAAAGGUCUCUACAAAGGGUUUGGACCCGCCAUGGCUCGAAGUAUUCCAGCAAAUGCAGCAUGCUUCUUGGCUUACGAAAUUACAAGGUCCAGUCUUGGCUGAGAAGAUUCUGAUGGCCUAAUUUAGGUGGCCAAGAUAUAGUUGGUUGUUAACAUUUUUACAAGGAGGCAAUUGGCAUUUUAUUUUUUUUUAACUCUCAAUUUGUAAUUUGGUUUCAUAAUCUAUAUUACUAUCCAUUUUGGUGUUAGUUGAAGAAA